ACAAACAAACAAACACUACUGAAUAUUGCAAGAGAAAAGAUGAAAAUGGAAGUUGGAUCAAUCCUGCUGUCAAUCCUGGUAGUGGGAUUGAUAACUUUAUCAGCCAAAUUUGUGAACUGGGUUUGGAUUAAGCCAAAGAAGCUGGAGAAGCUUCUAAGGAAGGAAGGUCUGAAUGGCAAUCCGUACAAACUACUCCUCGGAGAUAUGAAACAGUUGAUCUCUGUAAUGAAAGAAGAACAGCCUAAAUCCAUCCAAUUCUCCGACCACCUUCUGCCCCAUAUUCUUCCUCAUUACCACCAUAACAGAACCAAAUUCGGUGAGAAUUCGUUUAUGUGGGUUGGACCAUCGCCGAAGUUGAUAAUAGCAGAUCCACAGCUGAUGAAGGAGAUUCUCGAAAAACCGAACGUGUUUCAGAAGCCGCACCCCGAUCCUAUCGGGGAGACGAUCGCCGGGGGGCUUGUUGUUCUUGAGGAUGAGAAAUGGACCAAGCACAGAAGGAUUAUCAACCCUGCUUUCCAUAUGGAGAAGCUCAAGAAAAUGGUACCUGCGAUUCGGUUGAGUUGUUCCAACAUGCUAGACCAAUGGGAGGCUUCGUUUGCCGGCAGUGACGAGUCGAAGGAAAUCGACGUGUGGCCUUAUCUUCAGAAUUUAUCGGGCGAUGUGAUUUCUCGUGUGGCGUUUGGCAGCAGCCAUGAACAAGGAGUUAGAAUAUUUGAGCUGCAAAAGGAUCAGGUCAAGCUCGCUUUGGAGCUCUUGAAGUUCAUGUUCGUUCCGGGAUGGAGAUUUGUGCCGACGAAGGCGAACAGAAGAAUGAAAGCAAUCUCGAAAGAGAUUCAAUCAUUGUUGAGGGAUAUAAUCAACCAAAGGGAGAAGGCGAUUGAAGAUGGAGAAGUGAUCGGCGAAGACUUGUUAGGCACAUUGAUGGAAUCGAAUCUCAGAGAAAUCGACGAAAACGGGAGCAAGAAGAAUAUGGGAAUGACUAUCGAAGAAGUGAUAAACGAAUGCAAGCUAUUCUACUUUGCAGGCUCCGAAAGCACUUCCGGAUUGCUGAUGUGGACAAUGGUCAUGCUCAGCAAAAAUCAAGAAUGGCAAGCUCGUGCAAGAGAAGAGGUUUUGCAAAUUUUCGGAAAUAAAGAACCAACUUUCGACGGCCUAAACCGCCUUAAAAUUGUAACUAUGAUUCUGAACGAGGUUCUAAGGCUGUACUCACCUGCACCGCUAAUAUCGCGGGCCCCAGCAAAGGCGGUGAAAUUGGGGAACAUCAAUUUACCGGUGGGGGUAGAUUUGUUGCUGCUAAUAGGUUUAGUGCAUCAUGAUCCGAAAAUAUGGGGCGACGAUGCGAACGAGUUUAAUCCAGAGAGAUUCUCUGAAGGGAUUUCGGGUGCAACCAAAGGCCAAUUUUCGUUCUUACCGUUCAGCUUAGGUCCAAGAAUAUGCAUCGGCCUACAGUUUGCAAUGACCGAGGCGAAAUUAGCUGUCUCGAUGAUGUUACAGCGCUUUGCAUUCGAGCUGUCACCGUCUUAUUUGCACGCUCCGUUCCCGAUUCUCACUCUCCAACCUCAGUAUGGCGCUCCCCUGAUUUUACGUAAACUAUAAACAAAGGCUACUAUUGUUUUUUUUCUUUGUUUUUUCCUCUAUUUUUUUCCGAUUUGUUUUAUCUGUUAUGUACAAUUUACGGAGAUGCAUGUUUUAUUAGCUUGUAUUAUGGACUCGACGAAAAUAAACUGUUAUAUGGUUCA
Erythranthe guttata (spotted monkey flower) is the source of this 1739-nucleotide messenger RNA. Its product is annotated as cytochrome P450 72A225. NCBI's taxonomy places the organism in Eukaryota, Viridiplantae, Streptophyta, Magnoliopsida, Lamiales, Phrymaceae. Gene Ontology annotation, molecular function: oxidoreductase activity, acting on paired donors, with incorporation or reduction of molecular oxygen; iron ion binding; heme binding. The record is from RefSeq and is a predicted model, not a curated record.